AUGGAGGAUCAAACUAAACCAAAACUGAAAUCAAUUUUCUUACCUUUUCUCUCAACAAGUCACAUAAUUCCAUUAGUAGACAUGGCAAGACUCUUUGCACUUCAUGGUGUAGAUGUUACCAUAAUCUCCACAAAAUACAACUCCACCAUUUUUCAAAACUCCAUUAACCUUGAUGCUUCACGUGGUAGAUCCAUUAGAACACACAUCAUCGAUUUCCCAGCUGAAAAAGUUGGUAUCCCAGCAGGAAUAGAAGCUUUCAAUGUCAACACACCAAAAGAAAUGAUCCCAAAAAUCUACAUGGGACUUUACAUUCUUCAACCCGACAUCGAAAAAUUGUUUGAAACACUUCAACCUGAUUUCAUUGUCACUGACAUGUUUUUUCCUUGGUCAGCUGAUGUUGCUAAGAAACUUGGUAUUCCUAGGAUUAUGUUUCAUGGUGCUAGUUACCUUGCUCGUUCUGCUGCACAUUCUGUAGAGGUUUAUAGACCUCAUUUGAAAGCUGAAUCAGAUACUGAUAAAUUCGUUAUACCGGAUUUACCUGAUGAAUUGGAGAUGACAAGAUUGCAAUUACCAGAUUGGCUUCGGAGUCCGAAUCAGUACGCUGAGUUGAUGAAAGUGAUUAAAGAAUCAGAGAAGAAAAGUUUUGGUUCUGUUUUCAAUAGUUUUUAUAAGCUUGAAAGUGAAUAUUAUGAUCAUUACAAGAAAGUUAUGGGAACUAAAAGUUGGGGACUUGGACCUGUUUCUUUAUGGGCUAAUCAAGAUGAUUCAGAUAAAGCUGCAAGAGGGUAUGCAAGGAAAGAAGAAGGUGCAAAAGAAGAAGGGUGGUUGAAAUGGUUGAAUUCAAAACCAGAUGGUUCUGUUUUAUAUGUAAGUUUUGGCAGUAUGAAUAAAUUUCCUUAUUCUCAGUUAGUUGAAAUUGCACAUGCACUUGAAAAUUCAGGUCAUAAUUUCAUUUGGGUUGUUAGAAAAAAUGAAGAAAAUGAAGAAGGUGGUGUUUUUCUUGAAGAGUUUGAGAAGAAAAUGAAAGAAAGUGGAAAAGGCUAUUUGAUUUGGGGAUGGGCACCACAGCUUUUGAUACUUGAGAAUCAUGCAAUUGGAGGGUUAGUGAGUCAUUGUGGUUGGAACACUGUUGUUGAAAGUGUGAAUGUUGGGUUACCAACAGUGACAUGGCCUUUAUUUGCUGAACAUUUUUUCAAUGAGAAACUUGUAGUUGAUGUGUUGAAAAUUGGUGUUCCUGUGGGAGCUAAAGAAUGGAGGAAUUGGAAUGAGUUUGGGAGUGAGGUUGUGAAAAGGGAAGAUAUUGGGAAUGCUAUUAGGUUGAUGAUGGAAGGUGGUGAGGAAGAAGUUGCUAUGAGGAAAAGAGUUAAGGAGUUGAGUGUUGAAGCUAAGAAAGCAAUUAAAGUUGGUGGCUCUUCUUAUAAUAAUAUGGUGGAAUUGAUUCAAGAGCUUAGAUCAAUUAAACUUGCUAAGGUUUAAGCUUAGAAUAAGUUGCUACUAAAAUUCACUUUUUUGUUUUGUUAAAUGUUUGUCUUUCUUUUGUUUAUCCUAUGAAUGAAAUUGUGAGGAAAUGUAAUGUGUUGCAACUUACGAGAAGGUAAUAAAUGAAGAUGUACUUUUUUUACAAUGUGUGUGAUAACUGGAAUAAUGAAAGGCAUACAACAGUAUUUGCUAUA
Messenger RNA from Medicago truncatula (barrel medic), 1673 nucleotides. Its product is annotated as soyasapogenol B glucuronide galactosyltransferase. The coding region runs from base 1 to 1476 and encodes 491 amino acids. NCBI's taxonomy places the organism in Eukaryota, Viridiplantae, Streptophyta, Magnoliopsida, Fabales, Fabaceae. The record is from RefSeq and is a predicted model, not a curated record. The transcript has a single exon. Gene Ontology annotation, molecular function: UDP-glucosyltransferase activity.